UCCCAGUGGUCAACCUGCCAAGCAGCAUCAAGCACAUUUGGACUCUGUAUUUAUGCUGCUGGAGGACAACAUCAUGACUUUUGUGAAGAAUGAGCUGAAGAAGAUCCAGAAGACUCUGAGUUCAGAUUACGCAGAAUGCUUAGGGAGCCAGAAAGAGGAUGAGGGGGUCUUAGAGGAUGAAGAUAAAGAGGAGACCAGGAACAACAGACAAGCAUUUGUGAAAAUAAUACUGCACUUCCUGAGGAAACUGAAGCAGGAGGAACUGGCUGACUGUCUGGAGAGCAAAAUAUUUGAUCCCGAUUUUCGACAUGAACUCAAAUCUUUGCUGAAGAAGAAGUUCCAGUGUGUGUUUGAGGGGAUUGCUAAAGCAGGAAAGCCAACCCUUCUAAAUCAGAUCUACACAGAGCUCCACAUCACAGAGGGAGGGAGUGCAGAAGUCAAUGAUGAACAUGAGGUCAGACAGAUUGAAACAGCAUCCAGGAAACAAUACAGACCAGAAACAAGAAUCAGACCAGAAGAAUUAACAAUCAGUCCAGAAGACAUCUUUAAAGCCUUACCUGGAAUAGAUAAACCAAUCAGAACAGUGCUGACAAAAGGAGUGGCUGGCAUUGGGAAAACAGUCUUGACACAGAAAUUCUGUCUGGACUGGGCUGAAGGCAAAGCCAACCAGGAUAUCCAGUUCAUAUUUCCAUUCACUUUCAGAGAGCUGAAUGUGCUGAAAGAGGAAAAGUUCAGCUUGGUGGAACUUGUUCAUCACUUCUUUACUAAAACUAAAGAAUCAGGAAUCUGCAGGCUGGAAGACUUCCAGGUUGUGUUCAUUCUUGAUGGUCUGGAUGAGUGCCAACUUAGUUUGGACUUCAACAAAUCUGAAAUCUUAACUGACCCUAGAAAGUCCGACUCAGUGGACGUGCUAUUGAUAAACCUCAUCAGGGGGAAUCUUAUUCCCUCUGCUCGCCUCUGGAUAACCACACGACCUGCCGCAACCAAUCAGAUCCCUCUCUGUUGUUUUGACGUGGUGACAGAGAUCAGGGGGUUUAAUGACCCACAGAAAGAGGAGUACUUUAGGAAGAGAUUCAGAGAUGAACAGAAGGCCAGCAGGAUAUUCUCCCAUAUCAAGACAUCACGAAGCCUCUACAUCAUGUGCCACAUCCCAGUCUUUUGCUGGAUCACUGCUACAGUUCUGGAGAAUGUGCUGAAAACCAAAGAGAAAGGACCCCUGCCCAAGACCCUGACUGAGAUGUACAUUCACUUCCUGGUAGUUCAGGCCAAAGUCAAGAGGAUCAAAUAUGAUGGAGGAACUGAGACAGAUCCACACUGGAGUCCAGAGAGCAGGAAGAUGGUUGAGUCUCUGGGAAAACUGGCUUUUGAUCAGCUGCAGAAAGGAAACCUGAUCUUCUAUGAAUCAGAACUGACAGAGUGUGGCAUCGAUAUCAGAGUAGCCUCAGUGUACUCUGGAGUGUUCACACAGAUCUUUAAAGAGGAGAGAGGACUGUACCAGGACAAGGUGUUCUGCUUUGUUCAUCUGAGUGUUCAGGAGUUUCUGGCUGCUCUUCAUGUCCAUCUGACCUUCAUCAACUCCGGAGUCAAUCUGCUAAAAGAACAAGACAUAGCUUAUCAGAACUCAACAAGAGAAUCUGCAGAGACUCAUUUGUACAAGUGUGCUGUGAACGUGGCUUUAAAAAGUCCAAAUGGUCACCUGGACUUGUUCCUCCGCUUCCUUCUGGGUCUUUCAGUGCAGACCAAUCAGACUCUCCUACAAGGCCUGGCGCAGACAGGAAAUAGGUCACAGACUAUCCAGAAAACAGUCCAAUAUAUCAAGAACAAGCUCAGUGAUAAUCUGUCAGCAGAGAAAAAUAUCAACUUGUUCCACUGUUUGAAUGAACUGAACGAUCAUUCUCUAGUGGAGGAGAUCCAACAGUUCCUGAGUUCAGGAAGUCUCUCCACAGAUGAACUGUCUCCUGCUCAGUGGUCAGCUCUGGUCUUCAUCUUACUGUCAUCAGAAAAAGAUCUGGAUGUGUUUGACCUGAAGAAAUACUCUGCUUCAGAGGAGGCUCUUCUGAGGUUCCUGCCAGUAGUUAAAACUUCCAGUAAAGCUCUGUUGAGCAGCUGUAACCUCUCAGUGAAAAGCUGUGAAGCUCUCACCUCAGUUCACAGUUUUCAGUCCUCAAAUUUGACAGAGCUGGACCUGAGUAACAAUGACCUGAGAGAUUCAGGGGUGAAAAAAUUGUCUUCUGGACUGACAAUUUUACACCUACAACUAAAAACGCUCAGGCUGUCUGGCUGUCUGAUCACACAAGAAGGUUGUUCUUCUCUGGCAUCAAGUCUGCACUCUAGGGGCUCCCAUCUGAGAGAGCUGGACAUGAGCUACAAUCAUCCAGGGAGAGCAGGCGUGACUCUACUGAAGAAUCUGAAACUUGAAACUCUUAGGGUGGAGCCUGCUGGAGAACAUUGGUUGAGACCAGGUCUGAGGAAGUAUUCCUGUCAACUCACAAUCGACACAAACACUGUAAAUAGAAAUCUCAAACUGUCUGACAAAGACAGGAAGGUGACACGUGUGGAGGAAUUUCAGUCAUAUCCUGAUCAUCCAGACAGAUUUAAUGAUGGGUAUCCUCAGCUGUUGUGUAAAAAUGAUCUGAUUGGUCGUUGUUACUGGGAGGUUGAAUGGAGAGAACUGGCUGAGAUAUCAGUGAGUUACAGAAAAAUUGUAAGGAAAGGAGACAGUAAUGACUGUUUGUUUGGAAGGAAUGAUCAUUCAUGGAGUCUGUACUGCUCUCAUGACUAUGGAUUUGAUGUUUAUCACAAUAAGAAAAAAACAUGCAUCUCCUCCUAUUCCUCCUCUUCCUCUGUCUCUAACAGAGUAGCAGUGUAUGUGGACUGUCCUGCUGGCACUCUGUCCUUCUACAGAGUCUCCUCUGACACUCUGAUCCACCUCCACACCUUCAACACCACAUUCACUGAACCUCUUUAUGCUGGAUUUGGGUUAUGGUUUGGUCAGUCUGGUGCUUCAGUGACUCUGUGCUGAGUUGAGUGUAAAGAGUUUCCUCCUGUUAGAGAAACACUCUGACUGUUGAAGAGAUAGUUCAGUCUGUACAUGUCUGUCUCUUUCACUCAGAAACACAUUUUCAGAUUUGUGCAUUCAAUCAGUUAUUGUUUAAACUGUACUAAAUGAUUCCUUUUAAAGUUCCUCUUCAGUCCUUCAAAGAUGGAAGCUACGAUUAUUCCAGGAUCCACGUGUUGUUUUUCUUUUUCCACUCAAAGCUGCACAGUGAAUAUCAGUAUGCUGUUUUUCUUUUAAGCUCAGGUCAGCUGAGAUGAUUCAGUUCAUUUUAGUU
Neolamprologus brichardi is the source of this 3332-nucleotide messenger RNA. The record is from RefSeq and is a predicted model, not a curated record. NCBI's taxonomy places the organism in Eukaryota, Metazoa, Chordata, Actinopteri, Cichliformes, Cichlidae.